This is a messenger RNA of Anoplopoma fimbria (sablefish), 800 nucleotides long. Its product is annotated as tetratricopeptide repeat protein 8-like. Bases 260 to 745 code for a protein of 161 amino acids. Gene Ontology annotation, cellular component: BBSome; ciliary basal body; non-motile cilium. Gene Ontology annotation, biological process: non-motile cilium assembly. The record is from RefSeq and is a predicted model, not a curated record. Lineage: Eukaryota; Metazoa; Chordata; Actinopteri; Perciformes; Anoplopomatidae. The transcript is spliced from 6 exons. Gene Ontology annotation, molecular function: protein binding.
ACUGUGAAAAGAUCAACCAAUAACAGCACUUAACCUUUUCAAGCAAGGCCUGGACCACUUUCCUGGUGAGGUUACUCUUCUAACAGGAAUCGCUCGCAUACAUGAGGAGAUGAACAACAUCUCAUAAGCCACAGAGUAUUACAAAGAUGUCCUGAAGCAGGACAACACUCACGUGGAGGCAAUAGCCUGCAUAGGCAGCAAUCACUUCUACACUGAUCAGCCUGAGAUCGCCCUGCGCUUCUACAGACGGCUACUUCAGAUGGGGGUUUAUAACUGCCAGCUGUACAACAACCUGGGCUUGUGCUGCUUCUACGCGCAGCAGUACGACAUGACUCUGUCCUCAUUUGAGAGGGCUCAGGCCCUGGUGGCCAAUGAUGAAGAGCAGGCUGAUGUGUGGUACAACAUAGGACAUGUGGCUGUGGGCAUAGGAGACUUGACGCUGGCCUACCAGUGUUUUAAACUGGCUUUGGCUUAUAAUAAUGACCAUGCGGAGGCCUACAACAACCUGGCUGUCCUGGAGCUGCGCAAAGGUCGUAUUGAACAGUCUAAAGCCUUCCUGCAGACGGCUGCAUCACUGGCCCCUCACAUGUAUGAGCCACACUUCAAUCUCUCCAUUCUCUCUGAAAAGAUUGGAGACCUUCAAAGCAGCUACACCGCCGCCCAAAAGUCUGAGGACUCCUUCCCGGAGCAUGUCGACACUCAGCAGCUCCUUAAGCAACUUCGGCAGCACUUUGCGGUGCUGUGAGCGUCAGACCAGCAUGCUUAGAAAGCAAGGUGUGGUUUGAAUAAUACAGUUGUUA